AUGCUAGAAAUAGCUUCUCCCCGUCCUACGAGACCUCCACGACGCCCCCCUCACUCGGCCUCUGAUGAGAUCAAUCCUGAUACCCGACCAAAUUCAGGGAAUUGUACGUCCUUAACAAUCAUCAACACUACAGAAGAUACGAAACGGGACCUGGAAGAUAUAUCUUCCGAACCCUUAGACCUCGAUAUGGAUUCAGAGAUACUCAAUGCUUUCUUGAACCUCAUCAACAGCUCUCAUCCAUACGUUCAUCAACUAUCUUUCCAGCAAUCUAGCGAACUCCUUCGUCAAUGCGAUAAGCUCAUCUGCCGUUCUGAUAUCUGUAAUGCUGUCAAACAGCGCCUAUACGAAUGGGGAAUAACGAUGCCAUGGGAAUUAUUAGUAUUGGCAUCUGAAAGGGAUGAUGUAAAUAUGGGGAGGAUAGCUUUGAAAAGCAUGGAUUCAAGUAUAUUCAUCAACGAAAUGUCGUGGUACAAUUUUCGAGCCAACCCACAAGAAAUGGUACCAUUGAAAUCUAGACCUUUCUGGGAGAGGAUGGGGAGGUUGUCCCCUUCGUGGCAAGUUGAAUUGAUAAAAUUAGCAUUCGAAGGACCAAUUAAAAAAAAAGUCGGCCCGGAUCCAGACAAGACACUAUACCUAGGACAUACGGAACCCCAGACUGUCAUGUUACUUCGGAAGGAUUGGGAUUGUGAUAAGGACAGAUUUGCACAGAGAUUCAAUCCGUAG
Kwoniella botswanensis is the source of this 723-nucleotide messenger RNA. RefSeq lists its product as uncharacterized. The record is from RefSeq and is a predicted model, not a curated record. Bases 1 to 723 code for a protein of 240 amino acids. NCBI's taxonomy places the organism in Eukaryota, Fungi, Basidiomycota, Tremellomycetes, Tremellales, Cryptococcaceae. The transcript has a single exon.